GCGUCGGCGCUCAGGCCCGGCGCUCCUCGUUGGUCGGGGCUCUGCGCGGGGACCGUGACUCUGUGCUCCGGCGAGGGUCGCUGUUCCAGCUGUUUGACUUCGGCCCCAGUUGGGGGACCACAGAGCUUAUGCACCUCAAAACCAUAUGCCUAAAAUGAUAUAAUCAUGCAGGUCCCUCCUGCUGCAGAAAGGCCCCCAGUGCUUCGGUGCACGCGCACCUUGCACACGCUGCUGCAAUGCAGCCCCGGACCCCCGCCAGCGCACACUGCAGCGCUGCGUCCCAGCUGUCCUCUCCCCGGCGCGCUCCUCCACCUGCAGCACCCGAACGCAGAGGCUGCAGUGACCGUUCUUGUGUCACUUUAAAAAUCGAAGUACAUGGUAACGUUUGUCGUGUCUGCACCACCUCGCAACCCGCUCUCUCAAAACAUUGGGCGCGGUCCUAACUACCUUAGUAAGACCUCAUCAGGGCGGGAGCACUGGCAGCUGCUAGGCAAUUUGAAGACCACUGUGGAGGGCUUGGUGUCAGCCAACAGCCCCAACGUCUGGUCCAAAUAUGGUGGCCUGGAGCGGCUUUGCCGGGACAUGCAGUGCAUUCUCUACCACGGGCUCAUCCAUGACCAGAGCUUAUGUCGAGGAGGCGAGGAAGGUUCUGCUCUUUUUCUGCCUUUGGAGGUCAGCAGUAAGCUGGAUCCCGUCCCCAGCGGCUCGGCUCACCGUGUGUGCUUUCCCACUGUCUCGCAGCUCUGCUGCCGGCAGGCAGAUUACUGGCAGUUUGUGAAGGACAUCCGCUGGCUCAGCCCCCACUCCGCACUCCACGUGGAGAAGUUCAUCAGCUUGCAUGAGGACGGCCAGAGCAAUGCCGCAGGUGUGAGCCAGCGUGCUGUCGCCGAGCUGUGGCUGCAGCACAGCUUGCAGUGUCACUGCCUCUCUGCCCAGCUGCGGCCUCUGCUGGGGGACAGGCAGUACAUCCGGAAAUUCUACACAGACGGUGCCUUCCUGCUCAGCGAUGCGCAUGUGACGGCCAUGCUACAGUGCCUGGAGGCGGUGGAGCAGAACGACCCUCGCCUACUGGCUCAGAUCGACGCGUCCAUGUUUGCCAGAAAGCACGAGAGCCCACUGCUAGCGACGAAAAGCCGGAGCCUGACUGCUCUGCCUGGUUCCACACAUAUGGCACGGACCAGCUGUGCUCAGCAUUCCUACUUUGGGGCCUCCUCCGGCCUGCACCAGUCCAUGCCAAGCCAUGGCUCAGAGAGAAGAACCACUUCCUUUACACUCUCUGGCCCUCCCCAGAGACCCCAGGAAGUCCAGCGACACCUGUGCCCCACAGAGGAGCAAACCGCCCACACCCCUCAGCUUUCAGACUCGGCACCAGCCUCAGAGUCCCCGUCGACCCGACAAGAGAUGAGCUCCGGAGCCCCAACCAGCCCGCUGGAGGCAUCCUGGGCGGGCAGCCAGAGUGACUCACCGAGUGACACCAGCGAGGGGCCUGAGUAUCUGGCCAUCGGCAGCCUGGACCCCCGAGGCCGUCCCAGCAGCUGUCAGAGCCCCAGCAGCAAUGGCGGGAGUAGCAGCUCAAACCUGUUCUCCUCCGGCAGCUCCCAGAAGCCAGGCUCUGCCGCAUCUUCUUUAGGGGACAAAGAGGGCAGCAGGCAGAGCCAGCUGCCCAGCGCCCCCCGCAGGUCCAGCUUCUCAGAGGGGCAGACGCUCCCUGUCACCGGUGUGUCAAAGAAGAGCCACAUCCGCUCCCACUCGGACACCAACAUCGCCACCAGAGGAGCCCCAGGAGGCCCCAGGAAUAUCACCAUUAUAGUUGAAGAUCCCAUUGCAGAGGGCGGCCAGUACCUGGGCUCAGGAGAGGGCAUGUUCCGGAGACCAUCGGAAGGACAGUCCCUCAUCAGCUACCUCUCGGAGCAGGACUUCGGCAGCUGUGCAGAUCUGGAGAAGGAGAACGCCCACUUCAGCAUCUCCGAGUCCCUGAUUGCAGCCAUCGAGCUGAUGAAGUGCAACAUGAUGAACCAGUGCUUGGAGGAGGAGGAGGUAGAGGAGGGGGACAGCGAUAGAGAGAUCCAGGAGUUGAAGCAGAAAAUCCGCCUCCGGCGCCGGCAGAUCCGCACCAAGAACCUGCUCCCGGAGUACCAGGAGACAGAGCGCGGCAGCUUUCAGGUUACCUCCAGCAGCUCCCAGUUCAGCUCUCGGGAUUCGACACAGUUCUCUGACUCUGGCUCCACUGAUGAGGUUGAUGAGCUUGAAAUCCAAGAUGCCGACAUCCAAGGGAGCACAGCCUCGAACAGCAGACCUUUCAUUACCUCCCAGUCCUUAUCCCACUGCGUCCUGCACUCCACGUCGGCCGAGGCGGUGGCCAUGGGGCUUCUGAAGCAGUUUGAGGGGAUGCAGCUUCCGGCGGCCUCGGAGCUGGAGUGGCUGGUCCCAGAGCAUGAUGCCCCCCAGAAGCUCCUGCCCAUCCCCGACUCCCUGCCCAUCUCUCCAGAUGACGGGCAGCAUGCAGACAUCUAUAAGCUGCGGAUCCGUGUGCGUGGCAACCUGGAAUGGGCCCCACCCCGGCCUCAGAUCAUUUUUAACGUCCAUCCAGCCCCAACGAGAAAGAUCGCUGUAGCCAAGCAGAAUUACCGCUGUGCGGGGUGCGGCAUCCGGACUGACCCUGAUUACAUCAAGCGGCUAAGGUACUGUGAGUACCUAGGCAAGUACUUCUGUCAGUGCUGCCAUGAGAAUGCCCAGAUGGUCAUUCCUGGCCGGGUCCUGCGCAAGUGGGACUUCAGCAAGUACUACGUCAGCAAUUUCUCCAAGGACCUGCUGCUCAAGAUCUGGAAUGAUCCCCUCUUCAACGUGCAGGAUAUCAACAGCGCCCUCUACAGGAAGGUCAAGCUGCUCAACCAAGUGCGGCUGCUUCGGAUCCAGCUGUACCACAUGAAGAACAUGUUCAAGACGUGCCGACUGGCCAAGGAUGUACCACGCAAAAAUGUUCAUUCCCUUCCCCGUGUGCUGCCGCUCACCGACAGGCUGCUGGACUCCUUUGACACAGUCCCAGGCCACCUGACAGAGGACCUCCACCUGUACUCUCUGAAUGACCUGACCGCCACCAAGAAGGGGGAGCUGGGGCCGCGGCUCACCGAGCUCACCCAGGCAGGGGCUGCCCAUGUGGAGCGAUGCAUGCUCUGCCAAGCCAAGGGCUUCAUCUGUGAGUUCUGUCAGAAGGAGGAAGACAUCAUCUUCCCUUUCGAGCUGCAGAAGUGCCGGAUCUGUGAAGAAUGUAAAGCGUGCUACCACAAGGCCUGCUUCAAGUCUGGAUGCUGUCCUCGGUGCGAGCGGCUGCAGGCCCGGCGGGAACUGCUGGCCAGGCACAGCCUGGAGUCCUACUUGUCCGACUACGAGGAGGAACCUGCAGAGGUCCUGACCCUCGAAGCCACUGUCCUGGAGGGUACCUGAGGGAAGCACAUGUUGUGCCCUGCCUUGGGGCUGGGGUCACACAAAAUGCAGAACUGAGCCACCCUGUGAAGGUCUUUUGCCCUCGGGGCUUUUUUUUCUAAAUUAUUAUUUUUUUAAUGACUUGCCUGAUGUCCACGUGGGGCCAACCUCUGUUCGGUGGAUGGGUCCAGUCUGCUGUGACGGCUAAUUUGGAGGCACUGGCACCUUCCCUCAGGACUGACACACGAUCUUGAGUGAAGCUUCUAGUGCCCCUGGCAGGGAGUGGACGGCAAGGCCCAAUUCUGUCAGCACGGCCAUCUCCGUAGGACCAGCGCUGGUCCAGUGCACCUCCGGUAUCAUCUCCACUUGUUUUUAGCCCUGGAGCCUGUGAGCCAGGCCCCAAACAGCUAUCUUCUUUGCUGACGUAGUGGGGGCUGGGGUUUUCUCCAUCGGAUCCUGAAAUGCUGAGAAGCACAGAGAACAGGACUCCCUGGGGUUGUCUGUCAGGCUUGUGUAGAGCAGUCAUUAAUGUCCUAGAGCUCAGAGAGACAGCUGUGACGUCCCUCUUCAGAGAGUUGUAGGCAGAGAUGGUGUCCCAAGCUGACUUUCUUCAUCUCUCCCAGUGGGCACGAAGCAAACAGCAUGACUGAGGCUUAGGCCUGGCCCGAGUGCAGCCUGUACCAGUGAAAGUGGGGCACAGCUGUGACUUAGGCACGUAUCCAGGUAGGGGAGCUGCUGGCCUCCCCUUAGGUCUGGGACUCAGGUGACUGAGCUCCUGGACACUGGUGCCAUCUUUCAUGCUCAGGAAAGUCCCUGCCGCCCUAAGGUGAGGCCAGGAGCCCUGUGGACCAUCUUAACGUGAGUCCCUAACUGCUGCAUCCUGUCAGACGGUCAUGCUGGUUCUCAGUGAAGACACAGCCCAGCUCCGGUUCUCUGUGCACAAGCUGGGACUCUCCCUGGUGGCUGAUCUCUUGCCUUAGUUUCUUUUCUCAGAUUGGGAGAAAACCCUUCCUGCUAUUCCUACUUUCUUUUCUCAGAGUGGGAGAAAACCCUUCCUGCUAUUCCUAGUGUUAGAAAACUUGACGGGUUGUAGAUAUGAAUGUGAAUGUCCCUGCCUACUUGGGAUUACAAGAGUCUUUAACACCAAUUACGCAUUUACCCCUACCCAGCCUGCUGACGUUCACUCGUUCAGUUAUUUUCCUAGGGCUCAUUUUAACACUCCCCAUCCCCAUGUCAAUGUGCAUUCUGAUGGGAAAAGUGCUCGAUGGGCUUGGUAUGUUUGUGAUGUUCUUGAAGUUGCUGUAACCCCUAAUUGCUCUGUGAAACAUUGGUCCGGUUUGCUUCUCCAAGGGUGGCCGCUCUGUGCCCUAACCUGGCAGUGUUCUGGGACUGACUUUCCUGUGCACUGUUCUUGUCUUCCCAUAGUUGGUCACUGGUAGAAUGGCUUGGGCACUGCCCCUGGAAGCUGAACCGGAAGUCACAAACGGUUGGUGGGAGCUGAUGUAUGCCGGAGCUGGGGGUGGGGAGGGGCACAGGGUCUCAUGAGGAAGUGGAAGGGACACUGGGUCACAGCUACAGUGCUGGUUCUCCCAUUGACAGUUAGCCUCUGAGAGCCAAGGCCCUUGAAGGGCUGACUAGAAGUUCCCUCAUCCUUCAGGGAGCUUUGAGAACAAACCCACAUUUCACUGAGGUCAGGCCCCCGAUUCAGACUCAGGGCUUUGUAAAAGUGGUGAAGUCUACUUCCGGUCAAACCCAGAUACUUAACGCCAAGUCACUACACUGGAGGAGAGAUGACUCCCAAGCUUCCGCCUGUUUCCUGUCACACAGGACCAGACGCAAUCUCCCAGGCUCCGUGUUUGUCACUGUCCCCCUCAUCCCUUUAGACUGAAGAUGUUUGAGCGACCCUCACACUGAGCUGUCAUCCCAGGCCAACCCCCUGUGUGUUUAUUUACUUGAGAGUCAGGGAGAGAGGGCUGAGGAAGGGACGUUUUGAAAGCACUUUGCAACUUCGCAGUACCUGAGAAUCCCCGGCUGCCGUGGGGAGACACUUUGAGGGCCCUGACGGAGCCCUUCUGCGUGUCCCAGGAGGGAAGAGUGGUCCCUUCUGUACAUAAAGGGUAAACAGACUUGCUCCCGAGGCGGAGACGAGACUCAAGACAUUGCAGAAGAGUGGAAGACAUUUCCACUCACAGGAGGCUGUCACUGACCUUCUCACUUCUGUUGACGUUACACAAAGGAGCAAGUCUGCAUAGAGCUGUCGCUCUGCCACGCCACUCGAGUGCGAGCUGGAUUUCCACUUGCUGCUGUGCUUGCACAGCCUUAACGGUCCACCGUCAUCUGUAAUAAACCAAGUAAAUGAAAUCUGCCUGCCGCUGCUUGCCUUCGUAUUAAGAGAUGGGCCCGAGUGUACACCUGACAGGGCCCCGUCUGAGAAUUCUGGGGACUGUGCAGUGCGUCUCCCCCACGACUCUUCAGGUGCCUCUUUGUCAUCUCCAACCAGUGUGCCCCAAACCAGCAAAAAGAUAGUUCUCCAAGCCUAAUCAUUAUUCACCCGCGCCUGAAAAUGUCCUUGUCUUUGAAUUCCCCCUUGAGUUAGGUGUGGAGUCUGGCCAGUCAAGCUUACCUCACUUGUGAGAUAAACAAGUGACUCUAAGGACAAAUACAGUUCCAGGAAGGGCAGAGACUGAGGCAGUGGAGAUUUGCAGACUUGUUGAGCCCAACACCGGUGAGCAGAGUGCCAUCUGUUACCGUGGACAGAUGCAUGGUAUUCAGUGAUGGAGAAGGGAGGCGUGGAUUCUUACAGCACCCUGGGAAAGGUGGGCUCCACAGUGCUUCCUUUUCGCUUUGAGCUUUUGGCUUGGAGGCGGGGGGAAGAGAUGGGUGCCCAGCACCUCCUGCUGUCCAGUCCUCUCUCUACCCAACACC
Molecule: messenger RNA, 6348 nt
Organism: Fukomys damarensis (Damara mole-rat)
Lineage: Eukaryota; Metazoa; Chordata; Mammalia; Rodentia; Bathyergidae
Gene: Rubcn
Product: rubicon autophagy regulator
Exons: 20
Coding region: 376-3444 (1022 amino acids)
Biological process (GO): negative regulation of endocytosis; negative regulation of autophagosome maturation
Cellular component (GO): late endosome; early endosome
Molecular function (GO): phosphatidylinositol phosphate binding
Source: RefSeq, a predicted model, not a curated record